This is a messenger RNA of Neoarius graeffei (lesser salmon catfish), 6943 nucleotides long. Its product is annotated as NACHT, LRR and PYD domains-containing protein 3-like. Gene Ontology annotation, molecular function: protein binding. Gene Ontology annotation, biological process: innate immune response; regulation of apoptotic process; inflammatory response. The record is from RefSeq and is a predicted model, not a curated record. NCBI's taxonomy places the organism in Eukaryota, Metazoa, Chordata, Actinopteri, Siluriformes, Ariidae. The coding region runs from base 1829 to 6166 and encodes 1445 amino acids. The transcript is spliced from 19 exons.
GCCGGCCCCGGGGCUCGAACCCAGGACCUUCUUGCUGUGAGGCGACAGCGCUAACCACUACACCACCAUGCCGCCUGGAACAAAUAGUCUGCAAGUAAAUGAGAAAAAUGUAAGAAUUGCCCUUGCUGUUCCAGUGCUUUCAGAGGGGUCUGUAUAAACACAUGAGACAUGACGAGUAAAACUAAUCACAAUGUACACAGAUUGAUAAUCUGAAACCAAAUAACAAGGCAUUUAAUGCCACUUUUUGCAAAUGUUCCUUAGUUUUGAACUGUUGGCUUUGAUUUAUUUUGAGACAGACAGGGCCGUAACCAGGAUUUUUCAAAUACCGAGGUCAAGCAUGGCUGACAGCACCGACGCCCCCCGGCACAACUUAAAUAAAUAAAUAACAAACCAAGGAUAGAUUUGGUGGUGGACACAUUUAUUUUAACAAUUCUACAACUGUGGCACCAUAACUGUGGUGUUUUAUCUGACAUAAAAGUAGAAAGGUAGUGAACUCUUGAACUGAGUAUACAUACCUAAAGUACCAGUUACCUAAAGUAUUGGCAUUAUUUACAUUGCAGCAUACACAUGACAGAAAGGGUGUGAACUGCUGAAUUGUAAGCUUUAGUAUUACACCUUAUAAUAAUAGUGUGUGUGUGUGUGUGUGUGUGAGAGAGAGAGUUUGUGUGUUAUUUGUGGGUGUCUGUAUGCGGAGAGACAUUCUGAGCAGUAAUGUAAAGGCAUCAGUCUAUCUGGCUGUCUUGAAUUGAGAUCCAUUUGCAUGCAUUCUCUGAAACACAGUGUUCUCACCAUUGCCUGUAAUGUAAGUUUGGCUCACAACACAUUUACUUCAACAAUUCUAAAACUGUGCCAUCAGAACUGUGGAGUUUUGUCUGACAUAAAAGUCAAAACUGAACUGAACUGAGUGUAUUGCUCGGCUACCUGAAGUAUUGGCAUUAUUUACAUGUCAUUAUCUUAAAUUACAUUAGAAUGUAGAGCUAUUAGUUCUGUGUGAAGACUAUGCAUUAGAGAGAGUGUGUGAGAGUGUAUUAUUUGUGUGUGUGUGUCUGUGUGAGUGAGUGAAAGAGAGAGUUAUGAGAGAAAGAGAGAGAGUUACUCGAACAAGCCCGUUUACUCAGCCCUGCACAGGGUGGCCUGUGACAACGUAGUUUUGAAUGUUUCUCGAAAUGCUAACUAAAAUGUAAUAGGCAAUGACAAUGAAACGUUUCCCCUUGGAAAGUUGGCAUGACACCGCUGAACGGUCUGCCACUGCACUGACAAUAUUUUCUCACCUUCCCUCCUUCUCUUUCCCUGCUCUUCUGUUGGCUGUCCAAACCUUCAUUUAGUUUGUUGCAACGUUUUCAUUUUGCACUCGGGUAAAGCUCUAUAAUGCGAUGUGACUAUUAGCCUACGUUAGGUUAGGUAGGCAUAUGUGAUAGAGCGUAGACUACACCCUGCCUGUUUUAUCCAAAACCCAACUUCCCCAGCCGACACUAGUAUAGGCUACGUCGCGUGACGCUGCGUUAGACACAGCAACGAUAGAGAUAGAGGCUGAGAGAUUUCAGAUGACAUUAGACAAAUGUGAAUUUUAUUGGGGGGAAAUACAGAUGACGUGGAUCUGGACGCUGCGUUUUACAUUGAUCACUGCUCGAAUUCAACGUAGACCAAGUUUAAAUUUCUGAAAAAAAUACCGAGGACAUGACCUCGGUGUCCUCAAUAGUAGUUACGGCCAUGGAGACAGAAGUCUUAUUUUGUGUUUAUUAGAUGAAGACUGUUGAAGAGAUUCUGUGCUAAUUAAAACUCUAUAUCCAAUCAUCCAUAUACUCUGUAAUAAUAUCUGUGUUGCAGAAUGAUGGAGGGAAAGAGAUCAGACUCACCAGAACCCAGCUGUGUGUCCAUGAAGAGUGAGAUGUCGGUGGGACGUCCACCUGCCUUCAGAGACCGAGACGGUUCUGCUGAUGUGAGACCACAAAAGAAGAAAUCAAACAUCAACAGAAGUCAACUGGAGUCCAUAUUCAAGGAGCUGGAACACAAAGUCAUCGCUGUGAUACAGAAGGAGCUGAAAAGGUUUAAGAAGCUCCUGAGUCCAGAUUCCCCAGCAUGCUCUGAGAGGGAGGUGGAGGAUGAGGAGGAUCAGAGCAGCAUCAGAGAGGGAGUGCUGAAGAUCACACUGCACUUCCUGAAGAACAUGAACCACACAGAUCUCGCUCACACACUGCAGAACAAGUCUGCGGUCUCUGUGUGUCAGCAAAAGCUGAAAUCCCACCUGAGAGAGAAGUUCAAAAGAAUUAAUGAAGGAAUCUCACAGCAUGGAAGCUCAGCUCUUCUGAAUGAGAUCUACACAGAGCUCUACAUCACAGAGGGUUGGAGUGGAGACGUCAAUAAAGAACAUGAAGUGAGACAGAUUGAGACAGCGUCCAGGAGACCAGCAAUACAGGAGACACCCAUCAAAUGUAAUGAUCUCUUUCAAGACACGUCCAUCAGAAGUGUGCUGACUAAAGGAGUUGCUGGAAUUGGAAAAACAGUCUCUGUGCAGAAGUUCAUUCUGGACUGGACUGAAGGAAAAGCGAAUCAGGACGUCACCUUCAUGUUCCCACUUCCCUUUCGAGAGCUGAAUCUGAUGGAGAGAAAUCUCAGUCUGAUGAAUCUCCUUCAUCACUUUUUCCCAGAAAUGAGAGAACUAGGAUUAAUAGACUGUAACAUUUACAAAGUCCUGUUGAUCUUUGAUGGUCUGGAUGAGUGUCGACUUCCUCUAAAUUUCCAGAACAGUGAGAGAUUGUGUGAUGUGACAGAGUCGGCCUCAGUGGAUGUGCUGCUGACAAACCUCAUCAAGGGGAAUCUGCUUCCCUCUGCUCUCCUCUGGAUAACCUCUCGACCAGCAGCAGCAAAUCAGAUCCCUCCUGAGUGUGUAGACCAGGUAACAGAGGUACGAGGGUUCAGUGAUCCUCAGAAAGAGGAGUACUUCAGGAAGAGGAUCAGUGAUCAAAGCCUGGCGAAUAAAAUCAUCACACACAUGAAGUCCUCAAGAAGCCUCUACAUCAUGUGCCACAUCCCAGUCUUCUGCUGGAUCUCAGCCACUGUUCUCAAGAGAAUGUUGGGUGAAGCAGAGAGUGGAGAGAUCCCCAAGACUCUGACUCAAAUGUUCACACACUUCCUGAUCUUUCAGAUCAAACACAAGGAGCAAAAGUACCAUCAGAAAUGUGAGCCUGAUCCUCAGCAGACCAGAGAGAGUAUCCUGGCACUGGGAAAACUGGCUUUCCAACAGCUGGAGAAAGGAAACCUGAUCUUCUAUGAGGAAGACCUGAGAGAGUGCGGCAUUGAUGUGAGAGAAGUGUCAGUGUACUCAGGAGUGUGUACCCAAAUCUUCAGAGAGGAGUUUGGGCUUCACCUGGGGAAGGUCUUCAGCUUUGUACAUCUGAGUGUUCAGGAGUUUCUGGCUGCUUUAUACACGUUUCUCUCCUUCAUCAGCAGAAAUGUAACAGACCAACAAACCACUGAUCUGUCUGAUCUUUUCACCAGUUCAAACAUGUCUGAUUUCCUCAGGAGUGCAGUGGACAAGGCCUUACGGAGUGAGAAUGGACACCUGGACCUGUUCCUCCGCUUCCUUCUGGGUCUCUCACUGGAAUCCAAUCAGACUCUAUUACGAGGCUUGAUGCCCCAGACAGGAAGUAGCUCUCACAGCAAACAGGAAACAGUCAAAUACAUCAAGAAGAAGAUCAGGGAGAAUCCAUCUCCAGAGAAAUCCAUCAAUCUGUUCCACUGUCUGAAUGAACUGAAUGAUCAUUCUCUCGUGCAGGAAGUACAACGCUACCUGAACAGAAGAGAUUCCUGGUGUCUCAGUGGAACCAGACUCUCUCCUGCUCAGUGGUCAGCUCUGGUGUUUGUGUUACUGAACUCAGAACAGGAGCUGGAUGAGUUUAAUUUGAGUAAAUAUGACCCAUCAGAGGAAUGUCUUCUGAAGCUGAUUCCAGUGGUCAAAGCCUCCAGAAGAGCUGAUCUGUGUUGGUGUAAUCUGACAGAGGAAAGCUGUAGAGUUCUGUCCUCAGUUCUCAGCUCAAACUCCUCCAGACUGAAAGAACUGAACCUGAGGGGCAAUAACCUGCAGGAUUCAGGAGUGAAGCUGCUCUCUGCUGGACUGGAGAAUCCACACUGUACACUGGAGAAACUAAGUCUGUGUUGGUGUAAUCUGACAGAGGAAAGCUGUAGAGUUCUGUCCUCAGUUCUCAGCUCAAACUCCUCCAGACUGAGAGAACUGAACCUGAGUGACAAUAACCUGCAGGAUUCAGGAGUGAAGCUGCUCUCUGCUGGUCUGGAGAAUCCACACUGUACACUGGAGAAACUGAGUCUGUGUCGGUGUGAUCUGACAGAGGAAAGCUGUCGAGUUCUGUCCUCAGUUCUCAGCUCAAACUCCUCCAGACUGAGAGAACUGGACCUGGGGGACAAUAACCUGCAGGAUUCAGGAGUGAAGCUGCUCUCUGCUGGACUGGAGAAUCCACACUGUACACUGGAGAUACUGAGUCUGCGUGGGUGUAAUCUGACAGAGGAAAGCUGUAGAGUUCUGUCCUCAGUUCUCAGCUCAAACUCCUCCAGUCUGACAGACCUGAAUCUCAGUGGAAAUAAACUGAAGGAUUCAGGAGUGAAGCUGCUCUCUGCUGGACUGGAGAAUCCACACUGUACACUGGAGAUACUGAGUCUGCGUCGGUGUAAACUGACCGAGGAAAGCUGUAGAGUUCUGUCCUCAGUUCUCAGCUCAAACUCCUCCAGACUGAGAGAACUGGACCUGAGGGACAAUAACCUGCAGGAUUCAGGAGUGAAGCUGCUCUCUGAUCUACUGAAGGAUCCACACUGUACACUGGAGACACUACAUCUGACAGAACUGAAUCUCAGUGGAAAUAACCUGCAGGAUUCAGGAGUGAAGCUGCUCUCUGCUGGUCUGGAGAAUCCACACUGUACACUGGAGAUACCGAGGUGUCCAGAUGAAGAAGAGCUUCAGGAUUCUGAUGAACAACCCAGACACCAGGAAACCGACAAACAGCAUGAACAAAACCAGAAGUUGCAGCAGGAGAACAGAGAGCAGAAGCAUUCAGUCAUCACAGAGGUAUUCAUCCCUGAAUUAGUGAAACACGGUGAUGACAGCGGUGCAUACAGAUUUCGUUGCUCUCGUGCUGGUCAGUUUCACUGCAAAUUGACCAACCUUGGCUUUGAGAUGAAAGAGAAUGGGGAAGUGCUGUACACAGUCGUGUCCUGGGAUAACGGUCAGUUGCAGGGCCUGGGCCAAUUCCAGCCUGCAGGACCCCUGUACAACAUCAACUGCGCUGAAGGUUCAAUUCUUUAUCUGCAUUUCCCACACUGCGAGAUACAAACAGAUCACAAUCAGAUUGAACUGGCUGUGGCACAUUUCAUUGAGGGUAAUGUGGAGAUCAUUCAGCCCCUGGAAAUAACAAACACACAUGUGAUCUUGGAAGUCCAAGGUCUCUCCUUGUUUGGCCUGAUUAUAAAAAGGAUCUUUAGGGAAAACCCCAUCAGUGCCCAAGUCCUUCUCUUCUACAAUGAAAAGACUGGAAAGAAGGAAACGAGGAGAGAACUAAACAUUCACUUGUUGCCAGGAAACGUGCCAGUUGAAGAGGUGCAGAAACGACACAACUACAGCACAUACAUUCCUUUCACCUCCGGAUGUGAACUGACACCUGGUAAAAAAUACAGGCCACUCUGUGAACCUCAUAAAUCCGAGCCAGAGGUUGAGAAAUUUCUCUGCGACUAUGGACCCAACUAUCACAUCACAUUUGUGGUGAUCCUUAAGACGGAGGUUGAAGACCUCACAUUAGGUCUUUCAAAUGAAAUUGGUGAGGAGGUGUGGAAGCCUCGUCAGGUCUUUCUUCCAGUGAAUAGUCGAGAAGCAGCUCCAGUUGUAAUGGAUAAAGGUGUUGAAUUUGUAGAUAAAUACAGAGACACGCUCAUACAGAGAGUUGCAUCAGUACUGGAAAUAGCAGACGCUCUACUCACCAAGAAAAUCAUCACCAAUGAAAUGUACAGUGUUAUCAUCGAGGCAACAACACCACAGGAGAAAAUGAGGAAAUUGUACAGAUUUCUCGACUCAGGAGGAAGAGCUGCCAAAGCAGAAUUCUAUAAAGUCCUGAAGGAGAAGGAGGUUUUUGUAGUCAGUGACCUGGAGUCAGGAUUCAAAUAAUGCAACACUGUCAUGAUAAAAAUUAGUACUUAAUGUGUCAGGAUUUUAAAACUCAAUAAUAGCCAUUGUAAUGAUGUCACUUUCAUGAAUAAUUUUAUUAGCCAAUGGCCGACUGCAGUAAAACAAACAAAAAAAUUAAAACGUUCCUGUGGUCAGGAACUCACUGUUCAUGAACCAUGAUGUUUUGAAGGCCAUCCAUAAGCGACGCCUCCUCGUUAUUUGUAAUCUAUAAAUAUUUCCAAUGAAAUGGGAGUGAUAGAAAUAUGUUUGGUGUGCUUAAAACUGGUCCAGGCAGAAUCUCCUGGUUGAUAGAGGUCGACAUUCCUCGAUCCUACUUUGUCAAUUCAGCCUCCUUCAGUACAAACAGAUCAAAACCUAUCAGGGUUGUAAAUGUGUAUACAUAAUGUAUUUAAAACCAAAGAUGUAAAAACAAUGCAGCCGGUUUAAAACAUGAUGCAGUUCCUGCAAUAAACUGCAGAUCUCUGCAACUUCAAGAGACCCGAACAUUACAUGGUUUUAUAAUCUCGGUGAGGGCCCAUAUUGUUGUGUCAUUCAUGCGCAGAUUCUACAGCAUCCAAGGUGACAAACUUGUGUUUCUGUUUUUCUACUGCAAUCUUGUCACAAAAUCCUUUAUGAAAAUUAGAUACACAAAGGAAAGCUUUAAUGUUUCCGAAUUAAAGCAGUUUCUGAUUGAAUACUCAGUUUUUAUUGACAUUCUUUGAUGUUUCCUCCAUGUUUUAUGCUUUUCCCAAUAAAAAUUAUAAUGGUGAAAUGCUU